GACGUUCCAGAAUUAUGUAAGGGUGACGUGCCGUCAUCCCUCCUCCUAGCAACAACGUGGCUGUUUGUUUUCCUUUCUAUCCUUUUGUGCCUGGAGAAGCCAAAAGGACAUCCAUCAGAGCGGUGCUCGGCAGCGGGUCUCGUAGUAGCCACGGCGCGGGGAUGUCACCGACCUGUGUGCUGGAUGCAAGGCUUGUUGCCAUGGAGAAGCAGAUGCUCUGAGGAGCGGAGAAGGAGCAUCCGAUGACUCACAAAGGGAUGAGGAGAGGUUUUGGAAAUGAAAGCGCGGCAGCAGCGAUGGUCUGAGGGAUGCUUUUAGAGGAGACAUAAAAGAUGAAGUUUAAGAAGUUCAUCACGAUCAUGCAAGCGGCAAUGGGGGUUGUUCCUUUGAACAAACGGGAGCUUCUGCCCCCUGGCAGGAAACUGUGGAGACCACCAGGGGACCAGGGUUGUUCUGACCAGACCACCACUGAUCUGCUCAAGUCCGGCCGUAAGUUGUGCUGGUCCAGAGAAGCCCAGUACCUGUACCUCCGCCGCUUGUCUUCCAGAAGUUUCUCAGCCAUCACCAUGAACCCGGUCAUGGAGGAGACGGUGUGGGAGCAGUACACCGUGACCCUGCAGAGAGAUUCCAAAAUGGGUUUCGGCAUCGCAGUGUCUGGAGGACGGGACAACCCAAACGAUGAGACGGGCGAGACGUCCAUCGUGGUGUCGGACGUCCUGCAGGGAGGCCCCGCCGAGGGACUCUUGUUUGAGAAAGAUCGGGUGAUUAUGGUGAACAACAUGUCCAUGGAGGGGGCUCUGCACUCCGCCGCUGUGCAGACCCUCAGGAAAUGUGGAAAAACUGCAAAAAUUACGGUUAAGAGACCCCGGAAGGUUCCGGUCAAUGUGAUGCCCCGCCCUCCUUCCCCUGAAGUCUUCAGCAAUGACAACUACAGCGACUACAACUACGACCCGGACCGCCGCAGCAUGACCAGCGGGCGGGACAACAGCGUGGAGAGGGAGCGCCGAGGCUACAUGGAUUCUGGCUACCAGACCCGUGAUCGGAACUACGACCGCGGCAGGAGCGCCGAGAGGGACCUGAGCCCCGACCGCAACUACAGACGAGACGGCAGCAGGGGGCGCACUCUGGAUCGCAGCCCCGACCAGCGCUACAAGAGCGAGCAUACGCUGGACCGCGACUACAGCCCAGACAGAAGAUACCGCAGCGAGCGCACCCUCGACCGAGACUACAGCCCGGAUCGACGCUACCGCAGCGAGCGGACGCUGGACCGCGCCCACAGCCCCGACUCGCGCUACAGCCCGGGACGAGGCCAGAGGCGCGACCCGAGCUUUGAACGAGGGCGGGACCGGGACCAGAGGUACAACGAGCCCAUAAGGCGAACUGCCAGCAGGGACCGGCUGGACCGCUCGCCAUCGCCGCCUCCGGCUCCCAUCCCGCUGCCCCGCCCCGCCCGCGAUCUGGAGCCUCUGGAGAAACCUGUGAAUGUGCUGCUGCUGAAGAACCAUCCCAACGAAGAGUACGGCCUCCGUCUGGGCAGCCAGCUCUUCAUCAAGGAGAUGACGAGCACCGGACUCGCUGGUAGAGAUGGAAACCUGAAGGAGGGGGACAUUAUCCUGAAGAUCAACGGCACGGUAACGGAGAACCUGUCCCUCAGCGACGCCGGGAAGCUGAUCGAGAAGUCGCGCGGGAAGCUGCAGCUGGUGGUGCAGAGGGACCGGCGUCAGAUCCUGAUCCGAAUCCCUCCGAUGGUGGACAGCGACUCCGAGCUCGAUGAUAUCUCUGAGAUCGAGUCGUACCGCUCUUACUCUCCACAGGAUGACAGACGAGGCCACCACUCAGACCUCUCUUCCCACUCCUCCAAUGAGAGGCUCCGAGACAAACCCAGAGAGGAGCCUUCUAACAGGCUGGCGAAAAUGGGCGCCAUGCCAACACCUUUCAAAGGUCUGGAUAGACGGGAAGACUCAUCCCCUCUACCUCCAGAGAGGGACGAACCUCGAUCCGAGACGCCGCCAGCGCCAGCGGUCAGCCCAAGGGUUCUCGUUCCCCCGAGGGUUCAGGCUCCCCCAAAGGUGCCACUAAAGCCCAGCUUGGAGGAUCAGGAAGUCUAUGGGCCGAACACGGUGAUGGUUCGUUUCAAGAAGGGCGACAGCGUGGGCCUGAGGCUGGCGGGAGGCAAUGACGUCGGCAUCUUCAUCGCUGGCGUUCAGGAGGACAGUCCAGCCGAGCAGGAGGGUCUACGCAAAGGAGAUCAGAUCGUAAAGGUCAACAGUGUAGACUUCAGAGGGAUGGUGCGUGAAGACGCCGUCCUCUUCCUACUAGAAAUCCCUAAAGGAGAAGACGUCACCAUUCUUGCUCAAAGCAAACCUGAAGUUUACGAGGAUAUUCUCUCAUCCGGACGGGGAGACUCUUUCUUCAUCAGAACCCAUUUUGAGUACGAGAAGGAAACUCCGCAGAGCCUCCCGUUCACCAGAGGAGAGAUCUUUAAAGUCACCGACACGCUCUACGACGGUAAGCUGGGCCACUGGUUGGCGAUCCGAACAGACAAGGACAACCAGCUGCUGGAGAAGGGAAUCAUCCCAAACAAGAGCGGAGCAGAACAGAUGGCCAACGUUCAGAACGCCGCUCGGGCGGCAUCCGGCAGCGACAGAGGAGACUUCUGGAGGCUGAGAGGUCAAAGGGCGGCCAAGAAGAAAGACCUGCGUAAGAGCAGAGAGGACCUGAGCGCCACGCCGGUCACCACCAGGUUCCCCGCCUACGAGAGAGUGGUUCUCCGUGAAGCUGGUUUCAGGAGACCUGUUGUGAUAUUCGGGCCCAUUUCCGACAUAGUGAACGAGAAGCUGGCCGCCGACCUUCCCGACGAGUUCAUCAUCGCCAAAACGGAGCCCAAAGAUGCAGGAAGUGAGAAGUCUUCCGGAGUGGUGAGACUGAACACCAUCCGUCAGAUCAUCGAGCAGGACCUCCACGCGCUGCUGGACGUGACGCCCAAAGCCGUGGACACCUUGAACUACACCCAGUGGUAUCCCAUCGUCAUCUUCCUCAACCCGGACAGCAAACAAGGCGUGAAGACCAUGAGGAACCGCCUCAUGCCCGGAUCCAACCGCAGCGCCCGGAAGCUGUAUGAGCAGGCCGUCAGGCUGAGGAAGACCUGCUCCCACCUCUUCACCGCCUCCAUCGAUCUGAACGCGUCUAAUGACGCCUGGUACGGCAGCGUGAAGGACUCGAUCCGGGAGCAGCAGAGCAGAGCGGUGUGGGUGUCUGAGUCGAAGAUGGACGGCUCAGAGGAGGACCUGGAUCUCCAUGACGACCGCAUGUCCUACCUGUCUGCCAUGAGCGCAGACUACCUCAGCAUGGACAGCCGUCUGACCAGCGACUAUGACGACACGGCGGACGAGGGCGGGGCCUACACGGACAACGAGCUGGACGAGCCGCUGGACGAGCCUCAGCCCGUCUCGGCCAUCAGCAGGUCGUCUGAGCCCGUCCUGCCCGAAGAACCGCGGCGGAUGAAGCGGGCCGGGAGCAGAGAGGUUCUGAACAGGGAGCCCAGCCCCCCGCCGUCAUUCGUCCCUGAACCUCCAAAGCAGGUGCGCGCUCAGACCCGGACCGACUCGACGCGGAGCUACGAGUCCCACUCCAGCAGCACCGUCAGCAGCAUCGACGCGGCGGCCGGAAGCAGGCCGGCCCCCCCGCCGGUGGCCAUGAAGCCCAGCAUCGGGCGUCUGCACCAGUCGUCAGAGGAGAAGGUUCCGGCGCAGGAGCAGAACGAGGACGACCCGGCUAACAAGUCCUUCCUGGGAAAGAGAAUGACCAAUCAGAUCAAAGCGUUUGAGAAGAUGGACCACCUGGCCCGAGCUCAGAGGCUUCUGGAGCUGCAGGAGGCAGAAAACGCUCGAUUGGAAAUCGCCCAGAAGCAUCCAGACAUCUACGCCGUCCCUGUGAAGCUGCCAAAACCCAACCUGAACCGCCCUCAGCCAAUCGGCUCCAACGCUGAGCCGCAGACGGCGUCCAGGCCUGCGUACUCAGAGACGAGAGGAGCGGAGGAGGAGGCGGAGUACCGCCGCCAGCUGAACGAGCAGACCAGGAAGGGCUACUACAACCCUCAGAAGUACAAGGACACGGAGCUGUGAGGCUCCAGCCGCGCCCAUUUACCAGCUUCUGUCGCUCUCUGAACUCUUUAUUUGCUCUAACAUCUCCUGCCACCAGGUUGGGCUUCGCCGCCGCGUUUAAACUCUGAAAGCCGUUCGAGUCUCUGCUGAACACGGAGGGAACUUCCGUCCUGACCGACUCGUUUUCAGAAAGAUGUUCUGGUGUAAAUAUUCACUCUGGCUCUCUGCCUUUUGUUUACUUGGAAUAUAAUCAGGUGGAGCCUCAUCUAGAGGCAAAGAGGAGACGUCCGACACGCCGUUUAGCUGCGAGGCUGAAAACCGAAGCAGAAACUCAGAACCGGACCAAAAUCUGGAGGAUUUUUUAAACCAAUCAGGAUGGUUCUCCUUUAACUGGUUAAACUGGGUUUGAUGAAUAGUUUUCCAGUUUUAAUGAAGGUCGUUCAGAACCUGCAGGAAGCAGAAUAUGAUCCAGUUACGGAGUUAAACUCUCUCCAUUAUUGUUCCCAACAAAAAAACACAUUUUGUGAAUAUAAAUAAAAAAAAAAAAAAAAUUCAAUCCAGAAAUUAGGUAAGAAAAAAAACAUUUUGAUAAAAAAAACGUUUUUAAGUGCAACUUUGCUGUUUUUUUCUUUUUCAAAUUAUUGUUUCUUUAAUUGAAUUUCUUUUUAUAGAUUAUUUGCAUUUUAUUUUACAGAUUUUAUAUUUUCAGGUUUUUAUAAAUUGCUUUUUGUCUUUCUGAACUCUUUAGUUGUCCUAACUACUUUCAAAAAGAAUCGAAAAUAUAAAAUCUGUAAAAACUCAAAGGUUUAUAUAAACAAACAAAAAUGAGAAAACAGCAAAGUUACUUUAAAGUCUUAUUUCAUUCAAUUGUUUUUCCAUUUACAAAAUGUUUUGUUUUUUCUUGCAACAUUAAUGGAAUGAAGCUCACUCCAUAUGGACUCGCUGCCUGAUCUAAAAAACUACAGAAUAAAUCACAGCAUGAAAAGUUUAUUUCAGCUUUUAAUUCUUUCUCCAGCAUCAGAACAGACCAGAGAUGUUUAGCAACCUAAAGAGAUUAAUAAACUAGGCCUUGUUAACCUCCCAGAUAAACAUAAAAUCAUCCAUUUCUUUAUAAAUAAACAUUAAAGGUACAUGGAGCACAAGCUGAGAGCUCGAGAACGUGUAAUAAUCAUAGAAAACAAUCAACUAGAGAUUCCAGGUGAUUGAAAAAUAAACAGAAGUUAACUGUUUGUCCAGACGAAGCAGUGACUAUAGUUUUAUGGAGGGAAAAACUUGAAAAUAUA
Cyprinodon tularosa is the source of this 5386-nucleotide messenger RNA. It is a transcript of the gene tjp2a, whose product is annotated as tight junction protein 2a (zona occludens 2). Gene Ontology annotation, molecular function: cell adhesion molecule binding. The transcript is spliced from 25 exons. Gene Ontology annotation, biological process: cell-cell junction organization; establishment of endothelial intestinal barrier; protein localization to cell-cell junction. Lineage: Eukaryota; Metazoa; Chordata; Actinopteri; Cyprinodontiformes; Cyprinodontidae. Gene Ontology annotation, cellular component: plasma membrane; bicellular tight junction. The record is from RefSeq and is a predicted model, not a curated record. Bases 333 to 4124 code for a protein of 1263 amino acids.